Gossypium arboreum is the source of this 2190-nucleotide messenger RNA. RefSeq names its product serine/threonine-protein kinase AtPK2/AtPK19-like. The transcript is spliced from 7 exons. Gene Ontology annotation, biological process: protein phosphorylation. The record is from RefSeq and is a predicted model, not a curated record. Bases 408 to 1868 code for a protein of 486 amino acids. Lineage: Eukaryota; Viridiplantae; Streptophyta; Magnoliopsida; Malvales; Malvaceae. Gene Ontology annotation, molecular function: ATP binding; protein serine/threonine kinase activity.
GAAGAAUCCGUAAUCGAAUAUUUUAUUUUUAACUAUUAUUACUAUUUUAAACUAUAAACGAGGCCUUCACUUUUUUAAAAGCUUUUCUUUCUUUCACGAAAGCUUUCGUCUCCGAAUUGCCUCUGCAAUCCUCCUCAGCUUUGCAAAUCUGAUCUUCAUGAAUUCAAGCAGCACUGUUGCAUCCACAGUUUCCUGCAAAUUGGGAAACAAGAACGAUUUUCUUGUCUGGAUUUUGGCUUGCUUGCUUCGAAGUUUUCUUGGAACCCCUGUUGCAUUCAUUAACUUCCACUUGUUUAAGGCCAUUGUACGGUGCCCUUCCUCAUCUAACUGCAUGCCAGAAUCAUUUGGAAGUUUCUAGCCUUAGCCUCAAAGCCUUUUUAAAGUUACCACGUCAUAUCAUAACCAGCAUGGUUUCCUCUCGGUUAUCUAGUUUAAAUGAGUCUCGCAUUAACAAAGCAUUCCAAAAUCAGUUGCUUGUCCCUGUGGGGCAACCUGAUUCUCUGACAUCUGAUCAUCUUGAGUUUGAUUUCUCGGAUGUGUUUGGACCUUCCCCAGUUCAACCCUCAAUGGAAAUCAACUCCCAGAAUCCUAGAAACCUGGUUGUUGCAACUGAAUCCAAUGAAAUGCUUUAUGAUGAUCCAGCUGUCAUCUGUAACCGUUCACACUCCUUGGUUGGCCCCUCAACAUAUGUUAGCCAGUCAUUGAAGCUUAGCAAGCUCACAUUACGUGAAACAGGGGAUUCCUUGGAACUUGUAGAAGGAGCAAGGGAAGAGGCUCAAAAAGAGCUUAAGAAACCUUCAAUUAAUGAUGUUAUUCUGGAGAACCCUGAUGACCAUAUAGAGACUCAUCUUUUGAGACAACAAUCUGUGGGACUUGAAGAUUUUGAAGUUUUAAAGGUUGUUGGCCAAGGUGCUUUUGCAAAGGUUUAUCAAGUAAGAAGGAAUGGUACCUCAGACAUAUAUGCAAUGAAAGUCAUGCGCAAGGAUAAGAUUAUGGAGCAAAAUCAUGCUGAAUACAUGAAAUCUGAGAGGGCUAUAUUAGGAAAAGUGGACCACCCGUUCAUUGUGCAGCUCAGAUACUCAUUCCAAACCAAAUAUAGGCUGUAUCUUGUUCUUGACUUUGUUAAUGGGGGACAUCUUUUCUUCCAACUUUAUCGCCAAGGCUUGUUCAGGGAAGAUUUGGCUCGCAUAUAUACUGCGGAGAUAGUAUCAGCUGUUUCUCAUCUCCAUGCAAAUGGCAUAAUGCACAGGGAUCUAAAACCUGAAAAUAUUCUUCUGGAUGCAGAUGGACAUGUAAUGCUGACUGAUUUCGGCCUAGCAAAGGAAUUUGACGAAAAUACAAGAUCCAAUUCUCUGUGUGGAACUUUAGAAUAUAUGGCACCUGAAAUUGUUCUUGGAAAAGGCCAUGACAAGGCUGCUGAUUGGUGGAGUGUUGGAAUUCUACUGUAUGAAAUGCUUACUGGGAAGCCACCCUUUACUGGAGGAAACAGACAAAAGGUCCAGGAUAAAAUAAUAAAGGAAAAGAUUAAGUUGCCAGCUUUUUUGUCAAGUGAAGCACACUCAAUCCUCAAGGGGCUGCUGCAGAAAGAAGCAAGUAAGCGUCUGGGUUGUGGAAAAGGAGGUAGUGAGGAGAUCAAACGCCAUAAAUGGUUCAAGGCCAUUAACUGGAAGAAAUUAGAGGCUCGGGAGGUUAGGCCGAGUUUUCUCCCUGAUGUUGCAGGAAACCACUGCGUAGCUAAUUUUGAGGAGUGCUGGACUAGCAUGCCGGUUAUUGAUUCUCCAGUUGCCAGUCCUACAUUCGGUGAGAAUCCCUUUAAGGGGUUCACAUAUGUGAGGCCUGUCGCCUCAUUUCUUCAGAGAAAUGCUUGAUAUUCGAUGGCUGUGCUAUCUAGCUUCUCUCCUUUAGUUUAUUGAAACAGUUAACUAUAUAUGAACUAUAUAUUUAUGUUUUUGGACUUGUUUAAAACGACUCUGCUUUCUGCAUUUCGUGUUGCAGCUGAUGUUUACUACUGAUUCUUAGUCAAAAUCAAAAGGUUAAAUUCUGCUAUUAGUCCCUGUACUUUGCAAAAGUUGUAGAUUUGGUCCUUGUGCAUUAAUUUAGUCAUUUUUAGUCCUGUAGUUUUCAAUUUUUAAAAUUUUAGUGCUCACCAAAUGAUGAUUAUUAAAUUUAUUAAGUUUUGCUAUUUUUAAA